Molecule: messenger RNA, 1512 nt
Organism: Macadamia integrifolia
Lineage: Eukaryota; Viridiplantae; Streptophyta; Magnoliopsida; Proteales; Proteaceae
Exons: 3
Coding region: 196-1200 (334 amino acids)
Biological process (GO): protein ubiquitination
Cellular component (GO): CCR4-NOT complex
Molecular function (GO): ubiquitin-protein transferase activity
Source: RefSeq, a predicted model, not a curated record
GUUAUCAUUUUUGGCUUUGGUAGACACGAAAGGUCGAAGAGCGCAGCGCAGGGCUUCUCGUUAUCCACUACUUUUCUUGUUCUCUGUCACAUUUGCUUCUCCUUCGAACGUUUUGAUUUUUGGGGUUUUAUCUCUUUGCACAAACUCAAGUUAGGGUUUUGUGUGCAAUCUGUUGUUCUUCAGAAGAAGUCGAAUAUGGUUUCUGAUUCAAUCAUGAACGGUUCUGCUCCUGCAAUCUCGAAGGAUUCCGGAAAAAAAAAGAGGAACAACAGAACUGCAAAAUUGAAGCAGUGCAAGCUUGAUGCCAGACGCGAACAAUGGCUUUCUCAGGUCAAGAACAAGGGAUGCAAAGAGGAAUCGAACGGCGGGGGGGUAUCUCCUCCACCGUGCUUGACUCAGAGCAAUGAGCGGAAACGGUCAUUGGGGAAAUUGGAAACGAGGACAAAAGGUGAGGAGAACGAAAGAUCAUGCCUUCAUGAUAGCGAUUUGGAGUCUCUGGAGAAUAGUUCCGCCAGCAGCAUUUUGGGGGCCAAUGAUUCGAGGAAGGAUCGCCCGGGGAGUAGCAGUGGUAGCAGUAGUGGUGGAUGUUAUUCAGGAAGCGUCAGCGAGGAGGAAGAGGAUGAUGAUGGGUGUCUGGAUGACUGGGAGGCUGUUGCUGAUGCUUUAACUGCUGAUGAUAAGCGGCACCAGCCGAAUUCAGAACCUCCGACUGAUCCCGAGUCCCUCGUUGGAUUGACCGCUACUCAUGAACUGCCGAUCAAGACAUAUGAAGCUGAGAAUUUAAAAUCAGAGUGCCAGGAGACGGUUUCUAGGGUUGGAGCAAACAGUCGUGCAUGGAGGCCUGAUGACGCUUUUCGUCCCCCCAGUCUGCCUAAUCUUUCAAAGCAUCAUAGUUUCACCAUGACUGCGGAACGCCAUUGUAGUCGUGGAGCUGUCACCUGGGCUUGCCACAGUAUAACAUCCCCACCCUCAUCUUGUCCUAUAUGCUAUGAAGAUCUGGAUAUCACUGACUCAAGUUUUCUCCCCUGUCCAUGUGGAUUCCGGCUUUGCCUCUUCUGCCACAAGAGGAUCCUUGAGGCUGAUGGGCGUUGUCCCGGCUGCAGGACGCAAUACGAUCCCUCAAUUGGGGACACGGGAGUGCAUGAGGGUGUCCUGUCGAUUCGGCUGGCUCGUUCUCGUAGCACCGGUACUAGAUUUUAGGGAAUAGUCUCAGUCUUCUUGGAAAAACAAUGUAUGGUAGGGGGGAUUCAGUUUUUUUUUCUUUUUUUGGUAAUUGUAUCUUGUGUGUUCUGUUCUUGGACCGAGCUCUUGAGUUUCAAUGAGGUAGAUGUGAAUAUAGGAUAGGAUUUGAAGCGCGACUGGAACUGAACUGGACACCUACAAGUUCGACUCUUGUAUGUUGCAUAUGCUGAUGUAGAGGGAUUUACUUGCUCAUGUGAAUCGAUAAGGGCAAAUAGAUAAUGAAUACAUGAAAAUCUAGAGGAACAUAUUUUCCCUGUUUUCUUUGCUUAA